AUGACACUACAUGACGAGAGCUCUCAGGAACCAGAGCAGCUUCCUCUGGAGAACUGGGCCUUUCUCCCCAGCCUCCCUCUGUUCUCAGGGCCGACUGUUCCAAAAGUUGGACGCCAGUUUUUUAUUCAUUCUCCCUUUACCAUCCUCAAACUGGGCACUGAUGAUGGCGAAGGCAAGAUGACCGCGCUCGCCCAUUCCAUCCUGGGCCCCUGUGUCCCACGCGUCAUUUGCGUCGUCACGCUUCCGAGAAUAACCGACGCCUUGACGCCCAACCGCACCCAACAGGGCCUCGUCCUCACUCACCAGCCGGGCACGCCGCUAGUCGAGCUCUGGCCCUCACUCACCCCUCUGCAGCGCCAGAACAUCAAGGCGGAGCUCUGCCGUCUCCUCGUGCGUAUGCGUACGCACCACUUCUCUUACUACGGCCGGCCCACGCGGCAGCCGUACCUCCUCUUCUCCGAAUUCGGCAUAGAGACGUAUGUAUGUUGCGCCUCCCGCUCAGAGUGGGAUGACUCGCGCGUCCGCGCGCUGCAGGCCUCUGCCCCGGACGCGGAACGUGCAGUCGUCCUUGAGCGAGUACAGCGUGACACCACCGGCGCAGGUGAUUGGGACCGUCCUGUCCUCUCGCAUGGGGACUUGUCUGACCGGAACAUCCUCGUGGACCCCUGCACACUCGCGGUGACGGGUUUCCUGGACUGGGAGAUGGCCAACAUCAUGCCCGCGUACUUUGAGUACGUCGCGGCACGGCUGUCUGGGGGCCAUCAACCUGAGUGGAGGAGUGAACUGUUAGAUGUGCUGAGGUCUGUUCUGCGCUGCGAGUGCGAUGCUGGGCGCCAGGAAGACCUGGAUGCUGUCAAUGUCGAUAAUGGAGAGGAAAGAUACAGGAGGACGUUGGCGGCGUGGGAUGCUGUCGUCGAUGUUGAGAGAAUCGCGCAGGGAUACGACAAUGACUGCGAAUGGACUUUUGAAACCGGCCUACCAGAUGUUUCACAAAAGACUGGUUCUGCCUUAUAG
This is a messenger RNA of Aspergillus affinis, 1014 nucleotides long. Its product is annotated as phosphotransferase family protein. The transcript has a single exon. Bases 1 to 1014 code for a protein of 337 amino acids. Lineage: Eukaryota; Fungi; Ascomycota; Eurotiomycetes; Eurotiales; Aspergillaceae. The record is from RefSeq and is a predicted model, not a curated record.